Messenger RNA from Vanrija pseudolonga, 1910 nucleotides. Its product is annotated as putative transporter. Gene Ontology annotation, cellular component: membrane. Gene Ontology annotation, molecular function: transmembrane transporter activity. The transcript has 7 exons. The record is from RefSeq and is a predicted model, not a curated record. Bases 191 to 1813 code for a protein of 540 amino acids. Lineage: Eukaryota; Fungi; Basidiomycota; Tremellomycetes; Trichosporonales; Trichosporonaceae. Gene Ontology annotation, biological process: transmembrane transport.
CCACCUUAUCCGCAAAAGAAAGCAUCGCGAAUGCCUUGCCAUUGCAUCGUCGACCUCUCACAUCACUCGUUGAUGCUGGGGCAGUUAUCGGUACCUCGAGGGGUCCCCGAUCUCCCGUGCGGCUUUGAUAUCGGCCCCAUAAGGAGCAGCCACCGAGCCCCUCAACAAGCCCAAGCUACAUAAAGGAGAGAUGUGGAAGUUCUUCCUCGGCACAAGGACAAGGUCUUCCCUCACAAUGAGCACAAAGCAACACGACCACCUCGACCACGAUCACAAGGAUGCCGGCACCCUUGUUCAGCACUCUGCGGCUGAGGCGAUGGAUGCCAAAGGCGGCCAAGACCUCGUCGAGGAGGAGUUUACUGAAGCGGAAUACAAGCGCCUUCGCCUCAAGUUUGAUCUCAUACUCAUGCCCAUGCUCAUGAUCUGUAAGGUAGAUGUAACGGCCGCGGCUAAUAGAGCAGUGUAUGGCCUUCAGUUCAGUGACAAGACUGCCUUGACCUGGGGUCUCAUCUUCAAUCUUCGCGAGGAUACGCACAUGUCCUUGCAGCAGUACUCGCUGCUCAGUGUCUGGUUCUAUAUGGCCUAUGGCGUCUUUCAGCUGCCCAUGAUGAGCUUGCUCCAGCGCGUCCCUCUUGGGCGUGGCCUGGCGGCCUGCAUCAUCAUCUGGGGAGGCAUGGUCAUGGCCCAUGCGGCAUGCAAGAGCUAUGCCGAGCUCACUGUUGUUCGCAUCCUCCUCGGUUGGUUCGAAUGUGUCGUCACCCCCGGCUUUGCAAUCUUCACCUCGUCGUGGUACCUCCGUCGGGAGCAGACCCACCGACAGAUGAUGUACUACUCGAUGAACAGCUUCUUCUCAGUCGUCUUUGGCGUUGGUGUCUACUUCAUCGCCAAGAACGCCGAAGAGCGGGGUGGCAUGUCCGGAUGGCGUGUCAUCAACCUGUUCCUCGGCGGGACCACGGUUGGCAUGGGCAUCGUGUUCCUCGUCUUUGGCGGAACCCCGCAGGAAGUCUGGUGGCUGAGUGCCCGUGAGAAGCGCAUGGCGCAAGCUCGUAUUGUGUCCAAUGCCACUGGCACCGGCGCCCAGGCGACCUGGAACUGGGACCAGGUCAAGGAGUGCUUCAAGGACCCCCAGUUCUACUUUGGCAUCCUGUACGGCUUUAUGGCUCAGAUCCCUAACGGCGCGAUUACAACCUUCUCCAGUCUCGUCAUCAAGUCCUUCGGCUUUGAUUCUCUCCAGACAGUUCUGUACAACAUCCCGGGGUACGCUACAGCCUUUGCCUUCAUCAUCACCAGCGCUACACUUGUCCUCUACGUACCCAAGCUUCGCUUCCCGCUUGCCCUAUUCUUCCAGCUGGUCACGUUUAUCGCCCUCCUCUUCAUCGCCGUGGCACCCAACGCCGGCAAGUGGGCUCGCUGGGGUGUGUGGACCGCCUUUAGCCACGUCUUCCCCCUCGGCACCUUCCUCGUCGCCUGGCCCAUGAUGUCGCUCAACAUUGCUGGUCGCACCAAGAAGACUUUCUUUAGCUCCUGUUGCCUGGUCUCUUACUGCGUCGGUAACAUGGUCGGAACGCAGAUCAUGAGGCCGUCCGACUCUCCUCGCUACGUCAAGGGUCUCACCAUCACCUCGAUUUUCCUCCUUGUCAACAGCACCAACCUCGUUGUUUGGUGGAUGUACCUCCGUCGGGAGAACAAGAAACGCGAUGCCGAGUGCGAAGCCUCUGGCAUCUCGGCCGAGGAACGCGAGCAACUUAACCAGCAAGCCGGUGUCGAUGAUAUCACGGACCGUAAGAACCGAAACUUCCGCUACUUCCACUAGGCGAUGUGUGGUUGUUGUCAAUAACAGGGUCGCGGAGAUGGGGCGGGGGGAUGUUUGGAUGGUGAAGCGAAGAGAUCAAGAUUUGUUCUGAAUGCAG